UCCUCAACACAGCCGCAUCGCUUCACCCGUCCGCCUCAUCCAUCCCUCGCCUCUCGUGCUCUUCUCCUCGGAGUUUAUCAAGCGGGGAAGAUGGCGAGAUGAUGUGGAGACUUGAGGAGUGAUUGUCCAUCUUCCCUCUUUUUUUCUUUUCCCCCACUCCAUUUUUUUUAAUCUUCCUGCAACAUCAGGAAUGCUUAACGUGGACUGAUGGAUGUUUCCGAACUGUGCAUCCCUGACCCGCUCUGCUACCAUAACCAGCUCCUAAGCAGAAUGCCCUCAGAUGAGCGUCACCUGUCGUCCAGCUGCGGUUCUUACGUAAAAACGGAACCCUCCAGCCCGUCGUCGUCACUGGUGGACACGGGCAGCCAUCACAGCCCCAGCGGCAACUCGGACGCCAGCGGCGGCUACGUCAAUGUGGGCGGCGGGGCGCGCUCCCACGCGCUGGACUCGCCCGUCUUCAUGCACGGCAUGGGCGGAGGGGGCGGGGCCUGUCUGCGCCGUUACGACGACUGCUCGGGAGGCCUGGCCGACGAGUCACCCAUCAAGUGCGAGUACAUGCUCAACGCCGUGCCCAAGAGGUUGUGCCUGGUGUGCGGAGACGUGGCGUCAGGGUACCACUACGGCGUGGCUUCCUGCGAGGCCUGCAAAGCGUUCUUCAAGAGGACCAUACAAGGCAAUAUUGAGUACAGCUGCCCGGCCACUAACGAGUGCGAGAUCACCAAACGAAGACGCAAAUCGUGCCAAGCGUGUCGUUUCAUGAAGUGUCUCAAAGUUGGCAUGUUGAAAGAAGGCGUCCGUUUGGACAGAGUGAGAGGAGGCCGCCAAAAGUACAAACGGAGGAUGGACGCGGAAAAUGGCGGCUACCUCGGUCUCACCAUUCCACCACCAGCCAAAAAACCUUUGACCAAAAUUGUGUCGCAUUUAUUGCUGGUGGAACCGGAAAAAAUCUACGCCAUGCCUGACCCUAGCAUUCCCGACGGCGAUAUCAAGGCCUUGACCACAUUGUGCGACCUGGCUGACCGCGAGCUGGUGGUCAUCAUCGGCUGGGCCAAACAUAUCCCAGGCUUCUCCGGCCUGUCGCUGGCCGACCAGAUGAGCCUCCUGCAGAGCGCCUGGAUGGAGAUCCUGGUGCUGAGCAUCGUCUUCCGCUCGCUGCCCUGCGAGGAGGAGAUCGUCUACGCCGAGGACUACGCGGUGGACGAGGAGCAGGCCAGGAGAUCGGGCCUGCUGGACCUGCACGUGGCCAUCCUGCCUCUGGUGCGACGCUUCAAGAAGCUGCGCGUGGACAAGGAAGAGUUCGUCACGCUCAAGGCCAUCGCGCUGGCAAACUCGGACUCCAUGCACAUAGAGAACAUCGAAGCCGUCCAGAGGCUCCAGGAUUCCCUCCACGAGGCCCUGCAGGACUUUGAGGCCGCGCAGCACCCGGAGGACCCUCGGCGGGCGGGCAAGCUCCUCAUGACGCUGCCCCUCCUGCGGCAGACGGCCACCAAAGCGGUGCAGCACUUCUACAGCAUCAAAAUGCAGGGCAAGGUGCCCAUGCACAAACUCUUCCUGGAGAUGCUGGAGGCCAAGGCUUGACAGAGGGUGGGGGCGGGGCCUACGCCUCGGACGGACAGCCACGCCGGCCGACGGCGCGGCGACGUAUAAUUGUGCCAACGGGAGAAGCUUGAAAAGACGUCGAUUGCAGACGCGGGGACUAUUAUUACUGUAUAUAAAAAUGUACAGAAAUGAGAAAAGGGAGGUCUUGUUAUAACCGCAGGCCUGCUAUGGUACUCGAUAUCAUUUGAAGCUUCUGUGGAUUUUCAUAUUUUAAUUUCACCUCCUUCCCAAUGAAAUUGUCAUGUUUCACUGCCAUUGACGGCGAUACUUAUUAUAUGGGGUUAUGCCUUGCAAAGGCCCAGAUCGUAAAAUUCCUCAACUUUAUCAUGUAUUUAUUAUUUCAGCAUCUUCUCGUUUUCUCAGCGCGACGCACAGCCUGAACCGUUUGACCGAUCAGCACCGUUCGAAUAUCGAAACGACAACGCAUGAAAAUUUCCGUUCACCCAUUAACACGGGUUUUUGGGGGGAAAAAUACAAUUUUAAAAAGGUUUCAAAAUGUAUCGAGCCCUUCAAUUUUUGACCAAAUCAUGUAAUUUUCACAUCAAAAAUUCCAGCGACGGUAAGGGGCAUACAAGUUGUGUACAGAAUUUGGCAAAAACGUAGCGUUCCCCCAAAAUUUGCCAAAAACUUUCCCAUUCAUUUCUAAUGGGAUGCCAUUUGACAACCACGUAUGUUGAAAUUUCCCAUUCAUUUCAAUGGCAGGAAAACAAGGUCCUUGUGAUUUUUGACCAUUUACCAUGACAGCUCAUUGACAUUCAAGUAAGUCGAUGCCACGGACAGCCAUACACGCCCAUGCCAUUGACGGCCAUGUACGUCCAAAUUUCCUAUUCAUUUCCAAUGGCAUUUACAUUGCAUGGACGCCCAUGUGCAUAGAUGCCAAUAAGGGCUAUGCACAUCCAGGCCAUUGACGGCCAUGUAUGUCAAUUCUAUUGAUGCCAUUGUACUUGGAUUAUAUUGACGCAUAUGUAAAUCGACGCCAUUGACGUCCUUGUAAGUCGAAAUUUCUCAUACAUUUUCAAUGGCAAAAAAACCUGUGUGCCCAAAUCAACAGGGAGUGACCUGAUAUCUACAGGAUAUGUCCCUGAAAUGUCCCCAAAUCAACCUGAACGUGGCUAAAAUCUGUAUCUACUGUACCACAGCAAAGCCCCAUAGGAAUUUCUCCUGAAUUUGCAGUUUUGUAGUUUUAAAGAGAUUCAACGAAUGAGAGACCUAAUCCCGUGUAACAAUGUUGUGUUAAUUACCAAAUUGCAAUUAUUUGCAUUUAUUUCUGUGUAAAUGUGGAGAUUAAACCCUCGAUUAAAUUUCGGAAACUUGUGCGAUUCAUUAACUUUUACCAUCUUUGGUUGCUGUUUUAUCUGAAAUCUGUGUCAUAAGACUGUCAUAAUGAUGACAUCUGUCAUGAAUAUGAAUGAGGGCUUAUGACAAAUGCGAUUGUCAUUUAGGAAAAGAUGUCAGUUUUGAUGCAAUACUGACAUUUUUUCAAAUGUUUGGGUUGGGAUUAGGGGGUUUAGGAACUGUAAGGGUUAGGAAAUAAUGACAUUUGUCGUAAGCAUUUAUGUUCGUGACGGUGUCAUAUCAUACUUAUAACGGUCUUAUGAGACAGAGUUCAGAUAGUGUUACCCAGUCAGUACUAAACUGCGAUUAAUCGCAUUUAAAAUAAUCGCAAUGUCAGAAACUUGUUUUUUUUGUACAAAAUUGUAAUUAAUUACGUCUAAUAAAGCUCUAUUAAAACUAAGCUUAAUUGCGAUUAAUUACAGAAAUGUGUCAUUUUUUUCCUUGAGUACAAAACUUACAAAUAAUUGCCGUUUAUAUUUGUUAAGACUAGAGUUGUCCAAUAAUGACCUUUUAACCAAUAUCCCAAUAUUGUCCAACUCUAAAAAUCCAAUACCGAUAUCAAACUGGUAUCGAUAUACGCGGUCUUGAACUUGGCAUAUUAUGGCUAAUUCAUGAGUUUGUAUUUCAAUAUAUUGUUCAUUUAAUUUCUUUGCACCAUAAAUGCAAAGCGUCUAAAUUUGGAGACUUCUAAUAGGCAAUAAGCAUAACUGCUUUGUUACGCUGUGACCAGCCCUUGUACAAAGGCUUCUACAUGCAUAUUUGAUCAAAACCGAUGUCGAUGUUGUCCGAUAUCAUUUUAAAAUGCUUUUAUCAGCAGAUAUUAGGGACUACCCGAUAAUAUCGGACAACUCUAAGACUAAAUGAGAUAUCAAUCACAGAAAUGUCUGUGAUACAUGAUCUGUUAGUCUUUUGUCUAGGGAACAAAAAUUAGAUUAAUCGCAUCUAGAAACUAAGAUUAAUCUCAUUUGAUCGAGAAUAGCAGACUUGUGUGAUUCAUCUGCUACAAUAAGUAAAAAAUUGCGAUUAAUCGCAUUGAUAAGACUAAAUGAGAUUAAUCUCAAUUACUCAUGAAUAAUUACAAAAACCUUUGUGACUCAUCUGUUACAAUCUCUUCAGUGUUUAAUUGCAAUUAAUCGCAUUCAUUCAUAUUGUGAUAAAUCUCGAUUAUAGAAACUUGUUUCAGCGAAUAAUUGCUGCUGUACAAACCGGUCCAAAUAGAUUACACGUCUGUCGCCGUCAAUGGCAGCCAGUGACACUUUGGGUUGGGGGAGGGGGAUAUAAAAAUCAUGCUGUUAUUGUGAGAUUUUUUUUAUGCGUAGAAUUUUGAGAAACUAAUCAAUUUCUUUGGAAUACAUGUACAUAAAAUGUAUUUACCUCGCGGCGGGGUCGGUGGGCCGGCGCGCCCAGAAAUGUGCAAUAAUGUCCAAUUUGAGACCCCGACGUGAUUCUAGGGGGUUCCAACGUAGCCUCGCAAUAUUUUUUUUUCUAUCCAGUCUAAUGACACCCUGUUAAUGUGACCUGAUAGCUCUGCAAUAAACACACUUCUCGUGUUAUGAUGUCAUAUACAGUGUUGGUCAUCACUUGUUCUUUUUACAGAUGGAAACCAUCAAUACCUUCUAUUUUGCACAAAAUGGUUGUUUCUUUAGUGUACUGUACUGCCAAAGCAACAGCUUGUUUAAAAAAAUUUUUUAGCAACCUGAAAUUUUGUAGGCACGUUUUUCAUGAGUAG
Messenger RNA from Corythoichthys intestinalis (scribbled pipefish), 4663 nucleotides. RefSeq names its product estrogen-related receptor gamma b (gene esrrgb). The record is from RefSeq and is a predicted model, not a curated record. Gene Ontology annotation, biological process: nuclear receptor-mediated steroid hormone signaling pathway; regulation of transcription by RNA polymerase II. The transcript has 7 exons. The coding region runs from base 208 to 1578 and encodes 456 amino acids. Gene Ontology annotation, molecular function: steroid binding; nuclear steroid receptor activity; zinc ion binding. NCBI's taxonomy places the organism in Eukaryota, Metazoa, Chordata, Actinopteri, Syngnathiformes, Syngnathidae. Gene Ontology annotation, cellular component: chromatin; nucleus.